This is a messenger RNA of Budorcas taxicolor (takin), 3780 nucleotides long. Its product is annotated as ATP-binding cassette sub-family C member 4-like. The coding region runs from base 49 to 3780 and encodes 1243 amino acids. Gene Ontology annotation, molecular function: ABC-type transporter activity; ATP binding; ATP hydrolysis activity. Gene Ontology annotation, cellular component: plasma membrane. The record is from RefSeq and is a predicted model, not a curated record. Gene Ontology annotation, biological process: transmembrane transport. The transcript is spliced from 29 exons. NCBI's taxonomy places the organism in Eukaryota, Metazoa, Chordata, Mammalia, Artiodactyla, Bovidae.
AACCCCUUGUUUAAAAUUGGUCACGAACAGAAAUUAAAACAAGAUGACAUGUACUCAGUGCUUCCGGAAGAUCGCUCCCAGCACCUCGGAGAAGGGCUGCAAGGGCACUGGGAUCAGGAAGUGAAGAGAGCCCAGAAGGACGCUCGGGAGCCUUCCUUAAUGAAAGCGAUCAUAAAGUGUUACUGGAAAUCCUGUCUAGUUUUGGGAAUAUUUACGUUUCUUGAGGAAGGCACCAGAGUAGUUCAACCCAUAUUUUUGGGGAAAAUGGUUAGUUAUAUUGAAAACUAUGAUUCCAAUGAUUCUGCCGCUUUACCCGAAUCCUACGGCUACGCGGCAGGGCUGAGCGCCUGCGUGCUCGUGUGGGCCGUUCUGCACCACUUGUACUUCUAUCACAUGCAGCGCGUGGGGAUGAGGCUGAGGGUAGCCGUGUGCCAUAUGAUCUACCGCAAGUCACUUCACCUGAGUAGCUCCGCCAUGCGGAAGACCACCACAGGCCAGAUAGUCAACCUGAUGUCCAACGAUGUGAACAGGUUUGAUCAGGUAACAGUGUUCUUGCACUAUCUGUGGAUGGGACCACUGCAGGCUGUCGCAGUGACUGCCCUGCUCUGGAUGGAAAUAGGAAUGUCGUGUUUUGCUGGGAUGGCGGUUCUCAUUAUUCUUCUGCUUUUGCAAAGCUGCUUUGGGGUGUUGUUUUCAUCACUUCGGAGUAAGACUGCAGCUCUCACAGAUGACAGGAUCAGGACCAUGAGUGAAGUCAUAACUGGCAUCAGAACAGUAAAAAUGAAUGCUUGGGAAAAGUCAUUUAUAGACCUUAUUACCAGACUGAGAAGGAAGGAAAUUUCCAGGAUUCUGAAAAGUUCCUACCUUAGGGGCAUGAAUUUGGCAUCAUUUUUUGCCAUCAGCAAAAUUAUGAUUUUUGUCACCUUCAUCACCAAUGAGCUCCUUGACAACCGGAUCUCAGCCAGCCAAGUGUUUGUGGUGGUGACGCUGAUCGAGGCUCUGCGGUUCUCGAGCACCCUCUACUUCCCCAUGGCCGUCGAGAAGGUGUCAGAGGCCAUCGUCAGCAUCCGAAGAAUCAAGAAUUUUUUAUUGCUUGAUGAAAUACCACAGGUCAACACUCAGCUGCCAUUAGAUGGUGAAGUGAUGGUGGACAUGCAAGAUUUCACUGCUCUUUGGGAUGAGGAAUCGGAAACCCCAACCCUACAAGGCCUUUCCUUUACUGUCAGACCCGGUGAACUGUUAGCUGUGGUCGGGCCUGUGGGAGCAGGAAAGUCCUCAGUGUUAAGUGCUCUGCUAGGGGAGCUGCCCCCGAGCCAGGGGAAGGUCAGCGUGCUUGGGAAGAUUGCAUAUGUUUCUCAGCAGCCCUGGUUGUUUCCAGGAACUGUGAAGAGUAACAUUUUAUUUGGGAAGAAAUAUGAAGAAGAGCUAUAUAAAGAAGUAAUAAAGGCUUGUGCUUUGGAAGAGGAUUUGCAGAAUUUGAAGGAAAGAGAUCUAACUGUAACAGGAGAUGGAGGAACCCCACUGAGUGAAGGACAGAAAGCCCGGGUCAGCCUGGCCAGAGCCGUGUAUCAGGACGCAGACGUCUACCUCCUGGACGAUCCGCUCAGCGCGGUGGACACAGAAGUCAGCAGGCACUUGUUCAAACAGUGUAUUCGUCAGGCCUUGAAGGAGAAAAUCACAAUCUUAGUUACUCAUCAGUUGCAGUACCUAGAAGAUGCAAGUCAGAUUCUGAUACUGAAAGAUGGCAAAACAGUGAAAAGGGGAACUUACUCUGAGUUCCUGAAAUCUAGGGUAGAUAUUCUUUCCCUUUUUGACAAGGGGAAUAAGCAAUCUGAACCAUCUCCAGUUCCAGGAACUCCCACUCUGAUCUCCAAGUCUUUGGGUCAGUCUCUACAGUCUCAUAGACCCUCAUUGAAAGAUGCGGCUCCAGAAGACCAAGAUACUGAGAACAUACAGGUUACACUACCUCUAGAGGACCAAUUGGAAGGAAAAGUAGAGUUUAAGACCUAUGCAAGUUACUUCACAGCUGGUGCUCCCUGGCCUGUCAUCAUCUUCCUUAUUCUGGUAAACAUCGCAGCUCAGGUUGCCUACGUCCUGCAGGAUUGGUGGCUUUUAAACUGGGCGAAUGUACAAAGUGGCCUGUAUUUAGGGACAUAUGUAGAAGAAGCUGCAGAUGUAAUGUUUGUGCUGUACUGGUUCUUAGGAGUUUAUUCAGGGUUAACUGUAUCUACCAUCCUUUUUGGCAUCACAAGGUCUCUGCUGUUAUUCUACGUCCUUGCUAAUGCUUCACAAACUUUGCACAACAAAAUGUUGGAGAGCAUUUUGAGAGCUCCGGUAUUAUUCUUCAAUAGAAAUUCAAUAGGAAGAAUUUUAAAUCGUUUCUCCAAAGACAUUGGGCAUAUGGAUGACUUGCUGCCCCAGAUAUUUCAAGAUUUCAUCCAGACGUUUCUACUUGUGAUUGGUGUGAUGGGCAUGAUGGUGGCUGUGAUUCCUGGGGUUGCUAUACUUGUGAUUCCGUUUGGCAUCAUUUUCUUUGUUGUCCAGUGGUAUUUCUUAAGGACAUCACGAGAUGUGAAACGCCUGGAAUCUGCAGCACAGAGUCCAGUGUUUUCUCACUUAGCAUCUUCUCUCCGGGGACUCGGGACCAUCCGGGCAUACAAAGCCGAACACAAGUUUCAGAAACUGUUCGACGCACACCAGGAUUUGCACUCAGAGGCUUGUUUCCUGCUUUUGACGAUGUCCCAACAGCUCGCUAUGUAUCUGGAUGUCAUCUGUGCCAUCUUUGUCACUAUUGUUGCCUUUGCGGCCCUGAUUCUGGCAGAUAUUUUGAAUCCUGGGGAGGUUGGCCUGGCCCUGUCUCUAAUCGUCACACUUACGGGGAUGUUCCAGUGGUGUAUCAGGCAAAGUACCGAAGUUGAGAAUAUGAUGAUUUCAGUAGAAAGGGGGAUUGAAUAUAUAGACCUUGAGAAAGAAGCACCCUGGGAACUCGAGUAUCGUCCACCACCAUCCUGGCCUCAUGAAGGAAGGAUUUACUUUACUUAUGUUAACGUCAAGUACAGCCUAGAUGGGCCUCUGAUAUUGAAGAAUCUGGACACGCUCAUUGACCCAAGAGAAAAGCGUGGCAUUGUGGGAAGAACAGGAGCUGGAAAAAGUUCCCUCAUCGCUGCUCUUUUUAGAUUGUCAGAACCUGAAGAACCUGACAUUUGGAUUGAUGGGAUCUGGACAACCAACAUUGGACUUCAUGAUUUAAGGAAGAAAAUGUCAGUUGCACCUCAGGAACCUGUUUUAUUCACUGGAAGAAUGAGAAACAAUCUGGAUCCUUUUAAUGAACAUACAGAUGAGGAACUGUGGAAUGCCUUAGAAGAGGUUCAACUUAAAGACACCUUUGAACAUCUUCCUGGUAAAAUGAAUACUGACUUAGCAGAAUCUGGGUUGAACUUAAGUGUUGGACAGAGACAACAGGUGUGCCUUGCUCGGACUAUUCUCAAGAAAAAUCAGAUAUUGAUUAUUGACAAAGCCACAUCAAAUGUGGAUCCAAGAACUGAUGAGUUAAUACAAAAAAAAAUUCAUGAGAAAUUUGCUCACUGCACUGUGCUAACCAUCACACACAGGUUGAGCAAUGUCAUUGACUGUCAACGGAUAUCGGUUUUGGAUUCAGGGAUACGGAAAGAAACUGGUCAGCCAAAUGAUUUGCUGCAGAAUAGAAACAGUCUAUUUUACAAAAUGGUGCAACAACUGGGCAAGGAGGAAGUAGCUGUCCUCACUGAAAGGGCAAAAUAG